This is a messenger RNA of Salvia hispanica, 1080 nucleotides long. Lineage: Eukaryota; Viridiplantae; Streptophyta; Magnoliopsida; Lamiales; Lamiaceae. The record is from RefSeq and is a predicted model, not a curated record.
AUUGCUUUAAUCCAAGAGCAGAAAAAUGCUUCAGCUCAAUCUUCAGCUUCAGCAGAAGCAGUUUCUCGCACUGCCAAAAUUCCACACCGCCCGUCCCCACAAACCGGCGCCGCUGCGCCCUCUUCCUCUUCAACUCACUCGAGUUACCUUUGGAUUGUGCGCGAACUCGGUUUCCCGGUUUUUUCUCUGCAGAGCCAAGGAUAAUUCAGACAUUAUAUCACAGCUGGAACUUGGGAAGCCUGAAGAGCAAAGGAAGGCUGUGAAGCGUGUUAAUGGCAUAUUCUGGAUUCUUCUUCUCAAUAUCGGGAUAUAUGUGGCCGAUCACGUGUUCCAGGUUCCGUUGAUUAAGGAACUGUAUCUGUAUCAUAAUAAUCCUGCUUGGUACCAGUUUAUAACGUCUACGUUCUGUCAUUUCAACUGUAUUUUUGCUUGCAGGAGCCAUCUAUCGAGCAAUCUGUUUUUUUUGUAUAUUUUUGGGAAACUUGUUGAAGAAGAAGAGGGGAACUUUGCUCUGUGGAUUUCCUAUAUUUUGACAGGUGCGGGGGCGAACCUUGUUUCUUGGUUGGUUCUUCCAAGAAAUGCUGUUUCCAUCGGGGCAUCUGGUGCUGUAUUUGGACUCUUUGCUGUUAGUGUCCUUGUGAAGAUGUCAUGGGACUGGAGAAAAAUCCUCGAAGUUCUUAUAUUGGGGCAAUUUGUGGUAGAAAAGGUUAUGGAAGCAGCCCAAGCUUCGGCGAGCUUAGGUGGAAGCUUCCGGGGAGGUGCGAUGCAGAACGUAAACCACAUCGCGCAUCUUUCCGGCGCCCUCAUCGGCGUUGUUCUAAUAUGGCUGCUCAGUAGUGUUCCCACACCAACGGAUGAGAAAUAGGGCUUCUUUCUGUAAGGUGAAACUUACCACCGAGUUUUACUAUGACACCCUUUGUUGAAGGAUUGAUGAUGGUAGUUUUUGUCAACAGUAUGAUGCAAACUGAUAGCAACAGCAUAGGUCAUUGAUGUAAUUUAUCUCACAACAUUGUUCAUUACAGAAAAUACUGAAGGAUGUUUACAUUUAUCAUAUAAAUGAUUGAUUAAUUUAAUUCUCAA